Messenger RNA from Rhagoletis zephyria (snowberry fruit fly), 2163 nucleotides. Its product is annotated as putative nuclease HARBI1. Lineage: Eukaryota; Metazoa; Arthropoda; Insecta; Diptera; Tephritidae. The record is from RefSeq and is a predicted model, not a curated record.
UGCUUCGAAACAUAAGACAAGAUAUCAUCUACGGAUAUAUUAGGGGAAAGCAAAGAAAUAUGCAGCCACUUCAUUUUCGGUAUAACAGUCAGUUCAUUAUUAUUGAUGUUCUUCACACCGAUGACCAAGGGUUGUUUUAACUUCCUGCGACUACCUUUGGAGACAGUAUUCCACUUGGGUGUUUGACUAGCACUUGAUAUAUUCGCAUUGACAGCAAUAGGAUCAUCAGUCCGAACAUUCUGAGCAGAUGGAAUAGACGACAAAGUAGGCAAAUCGGCAGCAACACUAGAAUACGUUGUUUGUUUAUUAAGGCUCUGUUAUGCAUACUUGGCAGUGCAUUGCACAUUUAAGCAGUGCAUGUGAAACUUUGUGCUGAUUAUACUUCACACAGCACAUACAAUAUUUCAAAAUCAGCUGUUUGCAGCUUACAUUAAUUUUGCUAUUAUUUUGAUCAUUUCAAAAUCAUAAAAUUUUCUCCAAAACCGCAGAGAGUUAAAUCGGCCAGGACAUGGAUGAAUCAUUUUUGGAUUUGGUUUUCAUUAAUAUUUGCCGACUUCAAAAUAAGCGAAAACAAUGCAGGCGGAAUCGUCACUGGGCGGAAUCGUCACUGGGCGGUUCAUCCCGUUAAUAGAGAUCGGUUGCCAAAUGGGUAUUUUAAGAAAGUCUUCUUAAAAUCAAAACCCGUUGAUAGUAAACUUUUUCUAUUAACAAAGAUGAACCGUUCAGUGUACAAUUUGUUAAUCAAUUUAUUGCGAGCUUUCCUCGAAAAGCCCAAGCAACAAAUUAGUGCAGAAGAGCCCCUUGUAAUAACGUUAAUGUAAUGAAAUUAUUGCUUCGAUGCAUAAAAUGGGCAGAACAACGGUCCGCAACAUUGUGUUUGAGACGUGUGAGCUAUUAUGGACCACCUUAUCACCAACAUAUCUCAGCGAACCGACUACGACUCAAUAUAAGCAUAUUGCGGAUGAUUUUUUUAAUCUGUGGAAUAUCCCAAAUUGUGUCGGAGCGGUUGAUGGAAAGCACGUUGCCAUCAUAUGUCCUAAAAACUCUGGCUCGUUGUACUACAACUAUAAAAAAUUUUAUAGUAUUGUAUUGAUGGCAACCUGUGAUGCGAAGUAUACGUUCACAUCAGCCAGUAUAGGAAGCUAUGGAGGACAAAGUGAUGGAGGUGUUUUCCAACAAUCAGCCUUCGGACGUGCUCUUCUAGAGAAUAGAUUGCCACUACCACCGAAAGCCCCUCUGUGGAAUGGAGACACAGAGAAUUUCCCACAUUUUUUUGUGGGCGAUGCUGCGUUUCCUCUCAAGGAAAACUUAAUGCGUCCGUACCCUGGCACCCAACUUACUCGAAGCAAGGAAGUUUUCAAUUACCGGCUAUCGCCAGCUCGCCGCGUAAUAGAAAACAGUUUCGGAAUUUUAACUGCUCGGUGGCGUGUCCUGCGGCAAGCAAUUGACUGUACUCCAGAAAAUUGCGAGAAAAUUGUGUUGGCGUGUUUAGUUCUGCACAACUUUGUGAUGCUUAACGAUCACAAACGUUGGUAUUGCCCAGAUCAAUAUGUGGACGCAUAUAGCACGGAGUAUGGCACAGUAAAUGGAGAAUGGCGUAAUGAGUUGGAAAGUAUUGGUGGUCCAUUGCCAUCAAUAACUUCUUCACGACGCAACGCAACUUCUGCAGCAUUUCGUAUGAGGGACAGAUUGGCGGAUUACUUUUUAAAUCAAGGGGCGGUUACAUUUCAGUAAAAUAAAUAUAGUUAUAAAUAUAUGUAUAUCGUCGCCUAAGAGAGUAAACUUGUUAACCCUCCACAGAAAUUUUUUACCGCAGAUAAGAAACUGCUAAUAUUCUUGUUAGCAAGUGGUUUACUUUAUAAUACGGUGUACGCAUUAGGCGAUUUUCCAGCCAAUUUUAGAGGCGAUUAGUUGAAUCAAAAGUUGGCCGCACCCCAACUUCAUUGGAAGCAAUUAGUUGAAAGGCCGUUCACACCAGGCGAUUUUGCUUUCAACUAAAAGUUACCUGUAAAAUCGCCUCACGCGUAUAAGCAACACUGCGCUGAAAAUUUGCUAUGAGGGGUUAACAAAUUUACACUCUUAGGCAAAUUCAUAUAAUAAUGUGCAAAUUUCAGAUCUCUAAAAACUCGCGUUGAUUUUUGAGAACUUUUUUGCUGGCUGUCC